AUGAGUGCGACGGGGCAGCAGCACGGGGGGGUCCUGCGCUCCCGGCGGGGGCUCAUCCGGGAACCCGGACCGGGCACCGGCGUGGAGGCGAGCUGCUGGCUGGCGCCCGGAGUGCUGCGUAGGUUGGUCGAGCUGCCGUCUCCCCCCCUCUCCAGGCAUCAGCUCAAAAGGCUGGAGGAGCACCGGUACAGCAGUGCCGGAUGCUCACUGCUGGAGCCUCUGAUGCAGCGUUACUGGGAGUGGCUGGUGGCUCGCGUCCCCGCCUGGAUCGCGCCUAACCUCAUCACCAUCGUCGGCCUGGCCACCAACAUCUUCACCACCUUGGUGUUGGUCUACUACUGCCCCACCGCCACAGAGCAGGCUCCGCUGUGGGCAUACCUGAUGUGCGCAGUCGGGCUCUUUGUGUACCAGUCGCUUGACGCCAUUGACGGGAAACAGGCCAGGCGCACCAACAGCAGCUCUCCACUAGGGGAGCUAUUUGACCAUGGUUGCGACUCCCUCUCUACAGUGUUCGUGGUGUUGGGAACGAGCAUCGCCGUGCAACUGGGCACCAACCCCGAUUGGAUGUUCUUCUGUUGCUUCGCCGGCAUGUUCAUGUUCUACUGCGCCCACUGGCAGACGUACGUGUCGGGAACGCUGCGAUUCGGCAUCAUCGACGUGACCGAAGUACAGCUUUUCAUCAUAAGCAUGUACCUGCUAGCCGCCGUGGGAGGCUCCGCCUUCUGGCAGUCACUGAUUCCAAUUGUGAACGUCCAGGUGAAAAUGAUUCCUGCCGUUUUCACGUUUCUAGGAGCGAUUUUUUCCUGUACCAACUACUUCAGGGUUAUUUUCACUGGAGGUGUCGGGAAAAACGGCUCUACCAUAGCCGGAACCAGCGUGCUGUCUCCCGUGCUGCACAUCGGUUCCGUCAUCGUUCUGGCCGUGAUGAUUUACAAGAAGUCAGCCGUUCAGCUUUUCGAGAAACACCCGUGUCUUUACAUCCUGGCCUUUGGCUUCGUCUCUGCCAAAAUCACCAAUAAAUUAGUCGUAGCACACAUGACAAAAAGCGAGAUGCACCUGCACGACUUGGCCUUCCUGGGACCGGGACUCCUCUUCCUCAAUCAGUAUUUCAAUAGUUUUAUUGACGAGUACCUGGUGCUGUGGAUCGCGCUGGCGCUGUCGUUGUUGGACUUGGUGCGUUACUGCGUGAGCGUCUGCAACCAGAUCGCCGGUCACCUUCACAUCUUUGUCUUCAAGAUCAAGCCUUGCUCGCUGCACUGA
Molecule: messenger RNA, 1260 nt
Organism: Nerophis lumbriciformis (worm pipefish)
Lineage: Eukaryota; Metazoa; Chordata; Actinopteri; Syngnathiformes; Syngnathidae
Source: RefSeq, a predicted model, not a curated record